This is a messenger RNA of Lindgomyces ingoldianus, 1029 nucleotides long. RefSeq lists its product as uncharacterized. The coding region runs from base 1 to 1029 and encodes 342 amino acids. The record is from RefSeq and is a predicted model, not a curated record. Lineage: Eukaryota; Fungi; Ascomycota; Dothideomycetes; Pleosporales; Lindgomycetaceae. The transcript has a single exon. Gene Ontology annotation, molecular function: protein binding.
AUGUCUCCCCAAAUAGCCGAUCGAACCGCCAAAUACCUAUGCAUAGUACUCCAUACACACAACGAACAAGACAGCUCAACUACCACAAUGGAAUCCGCAAGUUUUAACAACCCCAACACUCCACUUGAUGACGCCCCUCCUGCCGUCUGCGUCUUCGGCAUCGCAGAACUCCUAGAGAACAUCCUCCAAUAUCUCCCAUUCAAGCAACUCUUCUACCUCCGCCGCGUCAACAAGAUUUUUAGACUGGUUCUGACUGACUAUGAUCAUGCACCCCUUGCACGACAAGUGUUCUGUUCACCAAUCAAGAAACCACCAUUUGUGCCAGUGGAAGUCCAGGGCAAACUCGCUACAAUGCAGGAAAUGGAGAAAGUGAUGGAAGAGUGGCAACGCGGCCUUUGUUUGCCAGAGCACAUCCAGUGUCAAGUGGUAUUCUGCAAGCGGUGGAGGAUGAUGCAUAGGGUUGCGGAUCCAGCAUACAUCAACCCCAUUUUCAAGCGGCAAUGUCUUGGGAUUGAAGACGCCUUGGGGGAUACCAAACGCGCCACUGAUACCGGCCCUCCUGCUAAUAUCGAUCCCGCUGCUGAUGUCGACACCACUGGCUGGGGAGUGUCUUGGUACAUUCCUCCACCUCUGCCACUGCCACCUCCAGAACCGCAACCUCAGCAUCCAAAGGCUUGUUUGGAAAUUAUAGGCACCCGCGCUAUCUUCCUCACAUUGUCCAAAAACCACCUAGAAUCCUUCUUCUCGCUAGACCGAAACACCAGCCCAGAAGCUAGUUGGCGCAAAACGUAUCUAACGAAUCCUCCAGUCAAGCGGUUUGAAGCUUUCAGUAUUAUUCAGGGAGAUAUGGUCGAGGAUGACGAGGGGGUGACAUUGGAGAUGGUGGCGAGGCAUUUGGAGGAGGUUUUUGUGAGGGAGGAGGAGGGGAGAGGGGAUGAUUUGGUUGGGGUUGGGGCUGCAGUUGCAGUGAGGAGAUUUGAGAGAUUAAGGGUAGAGAUUGAGAGGGCGGCGGAUGAAGGGGGUGCGUAA